AUGCCCAAAGCUGCCCCUAUUGACUUCAAGUCGAGCUUAAUCGCAACUGAACUGAUCUUUGAUCACUCGGGCUGCCCGGGCGUACGCCAUCGCAAGGCCAACACCUGGGGUGGUGAAAUGGUGCGAGUGAUUCUACUCUUGAGCUUGCUGGUUGCUGCCGCUUGCUGCAGCUCUGCAAACGACGGCGCGGAAUCAUGGCUUCUGGCUGGAGGCAACCGCGCCGUGCCUGACUGCGUGACUCGACAUGCCCCUUUGGUGUGGUUACACUCUGAGGAUCCUUUUCGACCAUCAGACUUGCUUCAACAUGUCCACCACACAAGGCCAACAGUUGACCAAAGUCCCAUUGCCGGCCUGCCUAAGCUGAGCCUGGAUAACCUCGAGACGCUCAACCGUGUCAAGACCGGCCAAGUCGCCCUCACCUCAAAGGACGACGUCACCACGCUGCCGGCCUGGAUCUUGGGAAAGGUGCCGGAUGAGUCGGGACGCACUGUCAAUGCUACGCCCUGCGUGGUCGUUGCCGUUGAGCGAGGGCCGCAGGACCUGGACGCCUUUUACUUUUACUUUUACUCCUAUAAUAGGGGCGCCAACCUGACGCAGGUAAUGGAGCCUGUAAACCGUCUUAUUCAGGAUGUGGAACAUGGCAUGCACUUUGGAGACCACGUGGGCGAUUGGGAGCAUAACAUGAUCCGUUUUCGCGACGGUCAACCCACGGGCAUCUACUAUAGUCAGCAUUCGGGUGGCGCCGCAUAUGGCUGGCACGACGAGGGAAUCUCGUUGGAGGAUGAGCGGCCUGUAGUCUUUAGCGCAUACGGCUCACACGCAAACUAUCCUUCACCAGGCAACCACAUCCACGAUGAAGCGCUGAUAGACUACUGCGAUGCUGGCAAGCUGUGGGACCCCGUGCUCUCAGCCUACUUUUACCACUACCACCCGGCCACGUCAACCUUUACACGGCUGCUGCCAGCUGGCUCUGCCGUUCCGCCAACAGGCAACCUCGGCUCGUUUCUGCACUACACGGGCCUCUGGGGCGACGCCCGCUAUCCCGACGACCACCCUCUGCAAAGGACGGUUCCGCUCUUUGGCCUCAAGCGCUUCGUCUCCGGGCCUCUGGGACCCAUGGCCAAGCAGCUCGUUCGCGGGGGGCUUUCCCCGGACAGCCGCGGAAGCAAGUCAUGGACGCAGCGGCUUGUCGGCAUUCUCAUGUCGUGGUACCCAUGCUGCUUGCGAGGAUGGAGGAAGUGGCUGUCGGGAGCCGUCGUGGCCGCGCUGCUCGUGCUCUCCAUGAUGGGUCUGGGACACGGCGUCAAGAGGUACCGGGCUAGAAAGGGCUACAAGAAGAUAGAGGCAGAUAUCCCGCUGGGGGAUAUCGAUCCUCCGGGGCGUGUUGCUUGGCGUGGCGACGGAGAAGCUUAG
This is a messenger RNA of Ustilaginoidea virens, 1413 nucleotides long. RefSeq lists its product as uncharacterized. Lineage: Eukaryota; Fungi; Ascomycota; Sordariomycetes; Hypocreales; Clavicipitaceae. The record is from RefSeq and is a predicted model, not a curated record. Bases 1 to 1413 code for a protein of 470 amino acids. The transcript is spliced from 5 exons.